This is a messenger RNA of Saccoglossus kowalevskii, 681 nucleotides long. RefSeq lists its product as uncharacterized. The record is from RefSeq and is a predicted model, not a curated record. Lineage: Eukaryota; Metazoa; Hemichordata; Enteropneusta; Harrimaniidae.
AACGCCUUGAUUGGCUAUAUAAAGUACCUGAGCGUUCACCUAGCAAUCACUAACUAGCGAUCUAAUAUACACGACAGAGACAGUCAGUGAUUCAUAAAACAAAAAAGCCUUACAAUAUGAAGUAUAUUAUUUUGUCAUUGGUGAUUGUGGGUGCCGUAUUUGCACAGAUGAAUGGCGAUCACGAUGGAGACCGCGAAGAUGGUGCGAUGACGGGUAUGACGUCAUCAUGUAUGAAUAAUUCGGAUUGCAACGCAGGCUGGUGUGUACACGGGAUGUGCAGAUGUCCACAAAACCACUAUGGAGACAACUGUGAAGACGUGAGCCCAUUAAGGUGUAUUGUAUGUGACGGGUUUAUGCAUGAAUCUAGUAUGUGUAUGACUGGAUGGGCAAUAAACCAAGACAUCGACGUGGAAGAAUGCGAGGCCCAUCAAACAUACUGCAAGUCCGAGGUUUGGUUCAAAGACGGCAUCCCAUGGGUUAAACGUCAUGGCUGUUCCGAAAACUGCUGGGAGAAAGAAGGAUGUAGCCCUGAUGCUGAAGGACAUAACUGCGUCGCAUGCUGUAACUAUGACUACUGUUUGGGUGGAGAGAGAUAUAUGCUCGGCGGAUCAGAUGCAAUCACUCCCAGUCUCGUCGUUAUCAGCCUUGUUUCUAUGUUCAGUUCUUUUUUCUAGAUGAAUG